Nematostella vectensis (starlet sea anemone) is the source of this 2875-nucleotide messenger RNA. Its product is annotated as CLK4-associating serine/arginine rich protein. The transcript is spliced from 21 exons. NCBI's taxonomy places the organism in Eukaryota, Metazoa, Cnidaria, Anthozoa, Actiniaria, Edwardsiidae. The coding region runs from base 383 to 1945 and encodes 520 amino acids. The record is from RefSeq and is a predicted model, not a curated record.
GUAACUAUUGUCCAUAAAGUCGGCCAUCCAUUGACUGCGAUAUUUACAUACGAGUAUACGAGUUUGUAUACCUUCAAAAUGCGACCAAAAUACAAGACCAUGUCUGCAGUCUUACGUUAAUCAAUUAUCCAGCAGUAAUAGUCUAGUUGUUUCAGCACUUGUGCAAUAACAGAAGACGCCAGCAUGUGGCACGAGGCGAGGAGAGUUGAGAAGCAACUUCGCGGGAUGAUGGUGAACUACAAGAAACGAGCCGAAAGACGGCGCGCUUUUUAUAACAAGAUGGUCGAAACAAGACUCAACACAGCUAAUCCGUAUAUAUGGCCACUCUUGCAAGAUACACAUUGAUGCACAGGUAGCUGCUGCCGCCGAAAGCAAGUCUGUCAUGAUGCCGUGGCAAGGGAAUUCUGAUAACAUGAUUGACAGGUUUGAUGGCCGAGCCCACCUGGAUUUUAUUCGAGAGCACUCCCAUGAUGAGCAAGCUGGUCCACUAAUGGAAACAGAUCCAGAAGAACAACGGCUGAACUAUGAAAGAUAUAGAUCACUGAUCAUGAUAGAUCAUAGUGGAGCAACUGAAGAGGCUUACUUGCAGCAACUUGCGAAUGAGGAAAUGUUCCCAAAGAAGGAGAAUGAGAUGGCAAAAGCAAGAAAAGAAAAGAGCUUAGCCAAAGCCAAGAUCGGGUAUACUUAUGACAGCGGGGCUACUUUGACUGCUGGAGAUAAUGCAAAUGAUGAAGAUGAAGACGGCGAUGACGAAAGUGACUCUGAUAGUGAUAUUAGUGACCUAGAUGUUACUGUUGACGUUGAUGAGAUUGGGAAAGAGGAGGCAGAAGAGCUUGACACAUGUGCUAUCAAGUAUGGAAUGGGACCAGUGCAGUUUUGUCGUAAACUAAAAGCUGACAAACUUGAGGCUGAAGAGCAGAGAAGACUGAAAGCAAUAGAGGAUGAAAAAGCAGCUUCUGGAGGUAGUCGUGCACGGAGGCGGGCUAGGGACAGGAUUAUAGCUCAAGAGAAAAGAAUGACUCACACCUCCCCUCCCAGCUAUGCAAGACGAGCCAGUCCUACUUAUGAAGAUCACAGACGUUCCAGCUCUAGAUCUCCGUCAUCUUCGUCCUCACGAUCGCGAACUCCCGAGGACGCCCCGGCUCAAGUAGAGUUCAUUACUGAAUUCUCUGCUCCUACAGAUACCAGCUCCGGCAGUGAUCACCACUCUCGGUCCAAGUCCUCCCGCACUAAGUCAAGAGACCGAGAUCGUGAACGUCACAGACGACGGCGGAGUCGAUCACGUGGCAGGUCGCGUGAAAGGUCACGUGAUCGCGAUCGCGCCCGCCAUUCGCGGGACAGAUCACGUGAUAGGAGCAGGCGCCGUAGUAGAAGUCGUAGCAAAGACGAGCGACGUCACGAUCAACGUGAUUCUGGCCGUGAACGAGAUUAUCGUGAACGGGAACGUGAUAACCGUGAGCGUGAUAGCCGAGACCAUCACUAUAGUGAUCGCUCCUCCAAAGAGUCCGCCCGCGCUAAGGACAACGCAAAGGCCUCGGCUAAAUUGUUGAGUCUCAGCAAAGAUAAAACUGCUGCGGAUGCCAAGACAGACAAGACGAAGAUGACACCACAAGAGAAAAUGAAAAGACGCAUGCAGCUCAUGCUUAAUAAACAAUUAAAGUCUGAUAGAAAAGAGGAAAGAAAGAAACGAGACGAAAAAGAGAUGGAGAGACAGGAACGUGAAGAAGACUUGAGGCACAUGCAGAAAAAGUGGCGGACCAGAGAGUGUGAUUAUAGUCGAUCUCCAUCUCCUCGCAGUAGAAGCUCAAGACACCGCAGCCGAUCCAGCUCACCUGGCAAAAGUCGUCACUCCCGAUCACCUUCUCCUGCAAGGAGUGUGCCUAUUGUAGAUAUCGAUGCCCACUCAAAAGGAGAAGAAGUCAUCCACUAUGUCUACCAGCAAUAAUAUGUGUCGAGGAUAAAUGCAUAUAACAAGACUACACUAUGAACUCUCGUCAUCAAUUUCAAACUGCUAAACCGCCUUUUUGGCUUUUUCCAUUCAAACUAACGGAAUUACAUUCGGUGCUUUUUUUAAUGGUAAGCGCCUUACGGUGGCGUGAUUUGACACCAUGUCAGAGCUGGCCAAUAAAUCCGCUUCAAGGAUUUUGAAUGUAGGUACCAGGAAGGCGAUUUAUCAGUUGGAAUUCGUCUGCAAGUGUUCGCAGAAUAUAGAAAACUGCUGUACACAUAUUCCAGAGCGACCUAGAUUAAGAAUAACUUUACAACUGAUAUACAGCUCUCUUUUUCAAAAGGAGGUUAUAUUUUCAAGAGAUGAGACGAUUACUCUAAACAUGUAUGCGCCUGUGUAUACAUGACACGCCCUUUCGUGCUUUCCCUGCUGUGAAGGAUUUGCUCACGGGUUUACUUUUAUCGCUUGUAACAUUUUAUUUAACAUUAUAUUUUUCAUAUUCUUUAACUUUCGCCGACGACUUCCAACACCCAUUGGCCAGCACUGUAAUGACCAAUCUCAAUUCUCCGCCAGGCUGAUCAAUAAAAAAAACAAAUGUUAUUCUGUUAGUGUGAAUGACUGAAGCCAGAAAGUGAAGAGAGUUGGCAGAAUUUUCAAAGGCCAAGGGUCGAUUGAAAUUGUGCAAGUGAUGCGGUGUGUCAUUCAGGGCCGUAGCAGGGGAUGGGGAAAAAUUAUAAGGGAAUGACCAGCAAGGGCAAUGCCCCCCCAAUACUUUCUACAUGUUUCUGUUGUGUGCCCCCCCCCCCCCCCCCCCCCCACCCAAUAUUUCGAGGCCUGCUACGGCCCUGCCAUUGUUGGACUUCCAAGGGCUUGUAAUAUGUAAAGUAAAACAAUUAAAUUAAAAUGUAGUAACUGUUUGAUCAAUCA